AAAGAAAGGAGGAAAGCAAAACAACCCGAGCACAUCCCCAUGCAGAGCAUCUACUGAGAGCCAUGCAGCGCCCCGUGCAGAGCAUCUACUGAGAGCCAUGCAGAGCAUCCACUGAGAGACAUGCAGCGCCCCGUGCAUGCUGUGCUAUUCAGGGCUGGGCUGCUCUGCAGGUGAUCUCCCCCUGGCUGAAUGAAGGGGAAUCUCUCCGGAGACUGAGUCAAGUGAUCAAAGGAAAUAGCCCCGAGCAGAGCAGCGGGCAGCAGCACCAUGUCCAGGUACAAGAAAGACAAGGAGAUCAUCGCCGACUAUGAGAAUCAAGUCAAAGAAAUCCGUGGGCAGUUGGUAGAACAGUUUAAAUGUCUAGAGCAGCAGUCUGAGUCCCGCCUGGCUCUGCUCCAGGAUCUGCAGGAAUUCUUCCGCAGGAAGGCAGAGAUCGAACUGGAAUAUUCCCGCAGUCUGGAGAAACUGGCUGAGAGGUUCUCUUCUAAAGUCCGCAGCACAAGGGAGCAGCAUCACUUCAAGAAGGAUCAACAUCUCCUGUCUCCAGUGAAUUGCUGGUAUCUGGUUCUGUCCCAGACGAGACGUGAAAGCAAGGACCAUGCUACACUUAAUGACCUUUUCCUUAAUAAUGUCAUUGUGAGGCUGUCGCAUAUCAGUGAGGAUGUGAUUCGCCUCUUCAAGAAGAGUAAAGAAAUUGGCCUGCAGAUGCAUGAGGAAUUGGCAAAGGUCACUAAUGAGUUAUAUACAGUGAUGAAGACCUAUCACAUGUACCAUGCAGAGAGUAUAAGUGCUGAGAGCAAGCUUAAGGAUGCCGAAAAGCAGGAAGAAAAACAGUUUAGUAAAUCUGUGGAGCUCAGCUCCAACGCUCUGCGCUACGAGGAGAGAUCGCAGAGACGCAGUUCUGUCAAAAAAAUUGAAAAAAUGAAGGAAAAGAGACAAGCCAAAUACUCGGAGAACAAGCUGAAAUGCACGAAGGCAAGGAAUGAAUAUCUACUGAACUUAGCUGCUACUAACGGGAGCAUCAGCAAAUAUUACAUCCAUGAUGUGUCCGAUCUCAUAGAUUGCUGUGACCUGGGCUUCCAUGCCAGCCUUGCCCGCACUUUCCGCACCUACCUGUCGGCAGAGUACAACUUGGAGACAUCACGACACGAGGGUCUGGACAUUAUCGAGAAUGCAGUGGAUAACCUGGAUGCUCGAAGUGACAAGCACAAAAUAAUGGAUCUAUACAACCAGGUCUUCUGCCCCCCACUUAAAUUUGACUAUCAGCCUCACAUGGGGGAUGAGGUUUGCCAAGUAAGUGCCCAGCAGCCAGUGCAAAUGGAGCUCCUUAUGAGGUACCACCAACUGCAGUCUCGUCUCACCACUCUGAAAAUAGAAAAUGAAGAGGUGAGAAAGACUUUGGAUGCCACCAUGCAGACAUUGCAGGACAUGCUGACAGUCGAGGAUUUCGAUGUGUCUGAUGCCUUCCAGCACAGCCGUUCUACCGAGUCCAUAAAAUCCGCUGCCUCGGAGACCUACAUGAGCAAACUCAACAUCUCCAAGAGGAGGUCCAACCAGCAAGAGACUGAAAGUUUUUACUUCUCGAAGUUCAAGGAAUAUUUAAAUGGAAGUAACCUCAUUACGAAACUUCAGGCCAAACAUGAUCUCCUCAAACAAACCCUCGGAGAAGGUGAAAGAGCUGACUACGGUACCACCAGGCCCCCGACUCUUCCUCCUAAACCCCAGAAAAUGAGGAAACCCCGACCUCGCUCCCUCUAUAAUCAUAAGCUCUUUAAUGGGAACUUGGAACUGUUUAUCAAGGACUCCGGACAGGCCAUCCCACUGGUGGUAGAGAGCUGCAUCAGAUACAUUAACUUAUAUGGUCUACAGCAACAGGGGAUAUUUAGAGUUCCAGGCUCCCAAGUGGAAGUCAACGAUAUUAAGAAUUCUUUUGAACGAGGAGAGGACCCCUUAGUGGAGGAUCAUACUGAGCGGGAUAUUAAUUCCGUGGCUGGUGUGUUGAAACUGUAUUUCCGAGGACUGGAGAAUCCACUCUUUCCCAAGGAAAGGUUUCUAGACUUGAUUUCUACAAUCAAGAUAGAGAGUUCUACUGAGAGGGUCCAUCAGCUACGUCAGAUCCUCAUCACCUUGCCCAGAUCUGUCCUGGUUGUCAUGAGAUACCUCUUUGCAUUUCUGAACCAUUUGUCCCAAUAUAGUGAUGAAAACAUGAUGGAUCCUUACAAUUUGGCUAUAUGUUUUGGUCCAACGUUGAUGCCUAUACCAGACGGACAGGAUCCCGUGUCCUGCCAGGCUCAUGUCAACGAGGUCAUCAAGAGUAUCAUCGUGAACCAUGAAGCCAUCUUCCCUACACAUCGUGAGCUGGAUGGUCCGGUCUACGAGAAGUGUAUGACUGGAGGCGAGGAGUACUGUGAUAGCCCUCACAGUGAACCAGGCGCUAUCGAUGAAGUUGACCAUGACAAUGGGACUGAGCCUCACACGAGUGAUGAAGAGGUGGAGCAGAUUGAAGCCAUUGCUAAGUUUGAUUACAUGGGACGGACACCUCGUGAGCUGUCCUUUAAGAAAGGGGCUUCACUACUUUUAUAUCACCGGGCAUCUGAAGACUGGUGGGAAGGACGCCACAAUGGAGUAGAUGGAUUGAUACCACAUCAGUACAUUGUAGUGCAGGAUUUGGAUGAUGCAUUCUCAGACAGCCUUAGCCAAAAGGCAGACAGUGAAGCUAGUAGUGGGCCUCUACUGGAUGAUAAAGCCUCCUCCAAAAAUGAUAUCCAGUCCCCCACAGAACACCUGCAUGAGUACAGUUUCUCUGGAGUUCUGGGCAGGGUGAGACUGAGAUCCGACGGAGCAGCUAUUCCCCGCAGAAGGAGUGGGGGGGACAACCACAGUCCACCUCGACCCUUAGGUCCCUGCAUUGAUACGCCUCCUCGGGCUGCUGCCUGUCCCAGCAGUCCUCACAAGCUAUCCUUGAGCAGAGGGCGGGUGGACAGUCCUGAGAAGCGCAGGAUGGCGACGUUUGGAAGUGCAGGAAGCAUCAAUUACCCAGAGAGGAAGGGUCUUAAUGAUUGCAUGUCCCUGCGUUCUGUGACUGGAGGCACCAGGCAUAGCAGUCUGGGAGACCACAAAUCUCUCGAAACAGAAGCUUUGGCCGAGGAUAUUGAGAAGACUAUGAACACAGCCCUAAAUGAACUGCGAGAACUUGAGAGACAGAAUACGGCCAAGCAAGCCCCCGAUGUGGUGCUGGAUACAUUAGAGCCCAUGAAGAACCCUGUUCUUGGGUCAGCAAAUUCUGAGCCAGUCAGCCCUCUGCACACCAUUAUGAUACGGGACCCUGAUGCAGCCAUGAGGAGAAGUAAUUCGUCAAACACUGAGAUGAUGACCACCUUUAAACCUGCCCUGUCUGCUCGUCUUGCAGGAGCUCAACUAAGACCACCACCUGUAAGACCAGCCAGACCCAUGGUCCAGCACAGAUCUAGUAGUAGCAGCAGCUCUGGUGUAGGAAGCCCAGCACUUACUCCAACUGAGAAAGUGUUCCCUAGUAACCCUUCAGAAAAGUCAGGGACCAUGUAACUGCUUCAGACUCCACACUUUGCCCAGUUCUCAGUUUAUCAUGGUGCAAGUAUAGUGUAUGCACAGCAGCUGAAAGCUGACUUAGGAUCCAACCUUUUACUAGGAGAGCCUCCAGUGUUUACACUAAAGAGCCUGUGCCAUAAAUGUUAAUGUCCCCUUAAUCUUGUCUUAACUAGAGAUCUCUUCCCGAUAUGUCACAUCAGAUCUCCUAAAAAAUGUCACAACUGAUUUCUUUUUCUAGGAAACAUCUCACACUUGAUCUGCCUGUAAACCUGUAGAUAGACAUCUCAAACUGGAUCUACCCAUAGACAGAUCUACCCAUAGACAACUGGAUCUUCUUAAACUGAGCUCUUACAGCAAAUCAUAGAAAACAUAUCAGAGUUGCUGCACAUUAGCAAAGCAUACUACAAUUAGGUGAUAUAUUGGGAUAUUGCAAGCUGGACUCUUCUAUGGUGAGAAAGUAUGCUCCAGCUUAAUGGUUUUCUCUGAAACGUUAUCUGAUCGUUAGACUUCCUAUUUAUCACACAUUACCACAUUGCCAGAAAGAUCUCCCUGCUGAUUGACAUCUCAAACUAGAUCUUAAAGUAAAAAUGUUUCACUGGAUAUGUUCACAGUCUGACAUCUUUACUGGCUCUCCCUGGUGACAAGCCUAGUACACUGGAUAUCCUUGUAUCUAAAAUGUUCUCAUCUCAAUAAGCAAACUUACCUGUUCUCAUCAAAGGCAAAUAUUCCAUUCCACAUGCAAACAUCUUAAAAUGGAGUAUAACGUUGAGAAAUUCCCUUAAAAGGUUCUUGACGUAGGCAAAGUUCUCACGCCAGUCAUUGGCAUGUACAAAGAUCUAGCAUGCAUCCCUCCGCCGUAUUGUAUUUAUAUGGGAAAUCUUCUCAUACCACGUUUCCUUCAAAGGCAAACUGCUUACACCAGAAUUAUUUUUUUGGCAUUAUGGCUUCACAAUUCUUUCACACAUUUCUUGAGAUCUCCAUCCUGUCCAUCCGUUGCAUAUGUGAUCUCACAACUUGCUACUCUAUGCAGACUUCUCAUGUGGGAUCACUGUGCUGUGGAACAUGUGAUCUCGGAGACAUCACGUCUGCUCUUCAUUUGGCCUUAAAGUGCACUGAGACUCUGAACCAAUUAAUCUAGAUCUAGUGCAAUGUUUCAGGUUUUGACUUUUAUUUUUUAUUUUCCGUCAAUGAACCUAAACCUGGGUCUCCCUAUAUGGAACAUUCGGAGGUGAUGACCGUCACUGAUACCCAUGCAAUCUUUCUAGACAGCUCUGCAGUAUCAAGAAUGCCAGUGAAUGGAGCAGGGCUAGAGGUCUUUUUUGAAAAGAAGUAUAGUUCGUUCUUCUGUGCUAGUCGUGUGCAGCUGCUGAACCAGGGGUGAUAGUGAAGUGACUUCCCUAGACCUUGCAUCAAGAAAAAUAUUUACGUUUCUAACGUAUUUGCCCAUAAAUACAACAUUGAGCAGAGUAUCAAUAUCAAGGGAGGGCUGAGGGAUGCUUUCUGUUUCUCAUUCCAACGGGAAUAUGUAAUUUUGUACAGCAUUAUUCAUGUUAACCCUGUGUAGACCAGAAGCCUGUGUGUGU
This is a messenger RNA of Pelobates fuscus (common spadefoot toad), 5150 nucleotides long. RefSeq names its product SLIT-ROBO Rho GTPase activating protein 3 (gene SRGAP3). Bases 268 to 3564 code for a protein of 1098 amino acids. Gene Ontology annotation, cellular component: cytoplasm. Gene Ontology annotation, molecular function: protein binding. Lineage: Eukaryota; Metazoa; Chordata; Amphibia; Anura; Pelobatidae. The transcript has 22 exons. Gene Ontology annotation, biological process: negative regulation of cell migration; signal transduction. The record is from RefSeq and is a predicted model, not a curated record.